Messenger RNA from Paramuricea clavata, 868 nucleotides. NCBI's taxonomy places the organism in Eukaryota, Metazoa, Cnidaria, Anthozoa, Malacalcyonacea, Plexauridae. The record is from the annotation of a GenBank genome assembly.
GUUUAAGUGCUAUACUGGAAGUUGGGGAAAACGUCAAUAAAGACAAUAAUGCAGAUAUCAACUCUGAAGAUAUCAACAAUGAGCCUGAAAAUACAGCCUCAAACUCUGAUACAACAAUUGAUGAAAGACAGUAUGCCUCUCUAAACAAAGAGCAAAGAAAAAGUAAACCAAAUAAAGCAGUAGUAAAUAAAUAUUUGAACGUGGAAUUUGCAUCCAGGAGGGAACGCCUGCAAGCAACAAGAAAAGAGGACAGACCAAGAUUCAUAAUUGACACCUACCCAUGCUUUAAAGAUCCUUCUGAGGUUUGUACUGUUCUAUCUGUACUUUUGCACAUGCCAUUAAUCAGAAGUUUCUUAUUUCUGCGGAAUGUGUUUUUUUUUAAACUCCGUGAGUUUUCAACUUUUUCCUUUCAAACUUGGUCAGAUAUUGGAAUUAGUCAAAAACAUUUAGGCCAAUUUAACACUCAAAAGGUGUUCUGUAACCUUAAUUUGCUCACUGCUUCGCUAUUUUAUAUUAUGUACAGUACAUGUACGUCCUACGAUAUUGUCCCCUGCUUGGAUAGCAUGUACAAGGUGAUAGUACUUUAUUGGAUAGUGUUAAUAAUUUCAGACCAAAUUUGUUUUCAAAUAUUUGUUACUUUUUUGAGGUGUUGGAGGAGGUUAGACGUAGUUUGUCGCAGCCAGAGGAGGAAGAUGUUGGACAUUAUCUGAAGACAUGUGUUGAAAAUCUAAAGAUUAAACUAGAUCAUCUCAUAUACUAUGGGAUUUCAAAGAGUGCACUUCGCCCGCCAACGAAUAUUAGUGAUGGUAGAAUAGUGAAAGUACAGUUAGUAGCAGUUAGAAUUAGAUGUCUACCGAGAUAUGUUUAA